Messenger RNA from Hansenula anomala, 1527 nucleotides. RefSeq names its product Zn(II)2Cys6 transcription factor domain-containing protein. The record is from RefSeq and is a predicted model, not a curated record. Lineage: Eukaryota; Fungi; Ascomycota; Saccharomycetes; Phaffomycetales; Wickerhamomycetaceae. Gene Ontology annotation, biological process: regulation of transcription by RNA polymerase II. Gene Ontology annotation, molecular function: DNA-binding transcription activator activity, RNA polymerase II-specific; zinc ion binding. Bases 1 to 1527 code for a protein of 508 amino acids. The transcript has a single exon.
AUGAGUUGUGACAUCAAAACAAUAAAACAACCAUCAAAACCAAAAAGAAGGAACUACAAAACAUUAUUCAGUGGUCCAGGCUUAAUCAACUUCAAUAAUAACGAAACUAUUACAAAGCCAAAAAGGAAAAGAUCAAAGAAUGGUUGUACAAAUUGCAAAAGGUUGAAAAUCAAAUGUAAUGAAGAUUAUCCUGAAUGUGAAUAUUGCAUACAUACGGGGAAACAAUGUGUUUAUCCAUUGUUGAAAAACACAAAACCAAAGAUAAAGGGUCAGUCAAGUGAAGUAAUUGAUAUUCAAUCUAAUCUCAUAAAAGAUGUUGUACCCAUGCCAAGUAUUUUAAAUAAACCUUUACAAAAAUUGAAUUCAGUUUCAUUUCAAUUGAACAUUUCUAAAUUCGAAUUACAACUUUUGAAAUGUUAUAUUGAUUUCGGUGGGAAUUUCUUCCUCAAAGAUGUUAGUAAAGAAUCUCAUACAUUCUGGUCGGAAGAUGUUCCAAAACUAUGGUGCUGUUCAGAUUUAGUGAAAUAUGGGUUGUAUUCAGCAAGUAGUGCAAGAUUAUUGGCAAAUUAUGAUUAUGAUACAAGUAAGGAAAUCUAUAUUGAAAAUGAAGAUCAAAACUCAUAUCCAAUUAUUCCUUUUACAAUAAACCUAAGAGAGCAAGCUUCAAGAUAUGCUGAGAAGACAUUUGAAUUAAUCAAUAUGUAUCAAAUGAUGUUUGAUGAUCAGUAUGGUGGUGCUUUAAAUGAAUCCGAAGAUAUCCUGGGUCAGUUAAUUGUUGCAAACAAACUUGCUGUAGGAUCAAAAGUUAUUUUACCAAGACCUAAGCACAAUCAAACAUUCAAUAAAGUUGAGGAAAGUUUAUUGUUUCAACUUAUGUCUGUGACGAAUAAAACUUUUCAAGAAUUUAGCAAGUAUUCAACAUUAUUAAAGGACACAAAAUAUGCAUGUAUCUUUGAUCCUGAAGCAAUACCAAUCAACCAGCAUAAACUAUUAGUUGAAAAUGUCAACUUGGGCUUUAUAAGAUAUUUGAAGAAUUAUGUCAAUGAUAAAUUUGAUCCCUCUGAUGAUUUUAAAAUUACUUAUCAAUCCGCUAUAUCCAGAUUUGAAUACUCAUGUCAUCAAACAAUUUACUUUCAAAAUACAAUUUCAUUAUUUAGGGCACUAGUUUAUAUUACAAGGGAUUCUGAUUUUCUAGAUUUGCUUAAAAAUGAAGAUCACAUCGCAAUGAAAAUUAUGUUUUAUUCAUGUUGUUUAAAUUCAAUAUUCCAUGAUAAGAUUUAUCAAAGAAAUGGUGUUCAUAAUGAGUUUUUAGAAUUUUAUGUGAAUUAUUCCAAAGAUAAAUUUAAUGGAAGUUGGGAAGAUGAAGUUGACAGGAAUAUUUAUGGUUGGGUUCAAAAAAGAGCUGGAUGUAAUUAUGGGUUUGAUUUGAAUGCUCUUAAAUAUGUUGGAAAGCCAGUUGAUAAGGUCCCUCCUGGUGUGCUAAGGAUUUCGGAGAUAGACACUGGUAUAAAAUCAACACAAUAUUAA